Messenger RNA from Limanda limanda (common dab), 1290 nucleotides. It is a transcript of the gene galm, whose product is annotated as galactose mutarotase. The transcript has 9 exons. NCBI's taxonomy places the organism in Eukaryota, Metazoa, Chordata, Actinopteri, Pleuronectiformes, Pleuronectidae. The coding region runs from base 72 to 1106 and encodes 344 amino acids. The record is from RefSeq and is a predicted model, not a curated record. Gene Ontology annotation, biological process: glucose metabolic process; beta-D-galactose catabolic process via UDP-galactose, Leloir pathway. Gene Ontology annotation, molecular function: aldose 1-epimerase activity; carbohydrate binding.
CAUCGUUACAGGAAGUAGGAUGUAAACACGUCAACGUUCGUCUUCUAACUUUUUGAGUUUGGAGGUCCAAGAUGACUGAAGUGAGCCAUCAGCAGUGGGGAGAGGUGUCCAGCCUGGGCAGUGUGGACCUGUGGGUCCUCAAAUCUAACCUGUUGCGCGUGGAGGUCCUCACCCUGGGUGCAAUCAUUAGGUCUGUUUGCAGCAGAGGGGAGGAUGGUCAGAUGAAGGACAUAGUCUUGGGCUAUGAUGACCUGGAAGGUUAUGUGUCAGAUAAGCGAUACCUGGGAGCUGUAGUAGGACGUGUGGCCAACAGGAUCGCAGGGGGAUGCUUUGUAGUGGACAGAAAAGAGUACCAACUCGAUAUCAACAAUGGGCCUAAUGCACUGCAUGGAGGGCUGCAGGGUUUCAAUAAGGCAAUCUGGCUUGCUACAGCAGUGGAAGGUGGGGUACAGCUGAGUCUUACCAGUCCAGAUGGUGACCAGGGUUAUCCUGGUGAGGUACAGGUUUCUGUCACCUACACACUACAGGGGGAAACACUAACUGCUGACUACCAAGCUAGAUCAACUAAAACCACCCCCAUCAACCUCACCAACCACUCCUACUUCAACCUUGCUGGACAGGGUGCAGCAGAUAUCUACGACCACCAAGUGUUGAUCAGUGCUCAGUCCUACCUGCCAGUGGAUGACACAUCAAUUCCUACAGGAGAGAUCAGAGCAGUGGCGGGCACGCCCUUUGACCUCAUAGAGCCUGUUCUGAUUGGACCUCGGCUGAAGGAAGUACCAGGUUCAGGUUUCGACCACAACUUCUGUCUUUCAUUUCCUGGAGACACCUAUGCUGAGAGAUAUGCUGCCAGAGUGCAUCACCCGGCCAGCGGGCGUGUCCUGGAGGUAUCUACUAGCCAGCCUGGUGUCCAAUUCUACACUGCCAACUUCUUGGAUGGCUCUAUGACAGGAAAGGGUGGGGCUAGAUAUGGGAAGCACAGCUCCUUCUGUCUGGAGACACAGAAUUGGCCUGAUUCUGUCAACCAGGCUUCAUUUCCUGAUUGUCUCCUGAAUCCUGGUGAGGAGUACCGACAUGUCACUCACUUCACCUUCACCACUGCCUGAUCUGACCCUCAGACCUCUAUGGGCAAAGGCCUGCCAAUGCUCCAUUGGUCUUUACAGGAAAAACAUGAAUUAAUCCUGUAUAUACUGUAUAAGAUGCUCAUAGUACAACUUGACCAACCUGAAGAUGUGAUGAUACAUUACAUCCUUUCAUUACUCUAAAAAAGUAAAAAAGAGCUAACUCACU